Chrysochloris asiatica (Cape golden mole) is the source of this 1734-nucleotide messenger RNA. It is a transcript of the gene PARPBP, whose product is annotated as PARP1 binding protein. Bases 1 to 1734 code for a protein of 577 amino acids. Gene Ontology annotation, biological process: negative regulation of double-strand break repair via homologous recombination. Gene Ontology annotation, cellular component: chromatin. The transcript has 10 exons. The record is from RefSeq and is a predicted model, not a curated record. NCBI's taxonomy places the organism in Eukaryota, Metazoa, Chordata, Mammalia, Afrosoricida, Chrysochloridae.
AUGGCUGUGCUUUAUCAGAAGGCUGUCUUGGAUCUAAUCAAGGAGUUGAGAUGGAAUUGGCACGCUCUUUGUAACUCUGAGAGAACUACUAUAUGUGGUGCAGAUUCCAUGCUUUUGGCAUUGCAGCUUUCCAUGGCAGAGAACAACAAACAGCACAGUGGAGAAUUUACAGUCUCUCUCAGUGAUGUGUUAUUGACAUGGAAAUACUUACUACAUGAGAAAUUGAAUUUGCCAAUAGAAAAUAUGGAAGUGAUUGACCAUUAUGUGGACAUUAGAAAGACUUACGAUGAUUUCUUGAAGAAUAGUAAUAUGUUAGAUCUGAUUGAUGUUUAUAAAAAAUGUACAAGUCUCACUUCUAAUGGUGACAAGAAUGACAAGUUAUCCCCUAGUCAACUACUGGAUUUUCUAUCUGGCAGACAGCAUUCAGGGGAUGAGGAAACUGAUCUCUCUAUACCGGCAUCACCAACUAGUAAACAUAACCAGGAUACUGAAAAGAUGAGAUUAUUGGCCAAGAAAAUUAUCUCUUCAUAUUUGAACCUGCUAGUAAAUUCAAAGAAUGACCUGGCUUUGGCUCAUAUUCUUAAUAUUCCUGAUCGAGGACUGGGGAGAGAUGCCUUCACAGACCUGAAGCAUGCUGCUCAAGACAAGCAGAUGUCUAUGUUUUUGGUGGCUACCUCAUUCAUUCGAACAAUACAGCUUGGAGGGAAAGGAUAUGCACCGUCACCAUCUGACCCUUUAAGGACACAUGUGAAGGGAUUGUCUAAUUUUAUUCAUUUAAUUGACAGACUAAGUGAAAUUCUUGGAGAAAUCCCAAAUCCAAGCAUUGCAGGCGGUCAGAUACUCUCGGUAAUAAAGGCACAGCUGAUGAAAGGCCAGGACAGCAGGGAUCCUUUCUGUAAAGUGGUGGAGGAAGUAGCUCAGGAUUUGGAUUUGAGGAUUAAAAAUAUUAUCAAUUCUCAACAAAGAGAUGUAGCUGUUCACACCACUGACAUCAGUCCUGCACGGCCAAAAUCACACGCCAUAAACCAUGGCACUGCAUACUGUGGCAGAGAUACUGUGAAAACAUUACUAGUUCUUUUGGAUGAGGAAGCUGCUGAUGCUCCUACCAAAAACAAAGCAGAACUUUUAUAUGAUGAUGAAAAUACAAUUCAUUAUAAUGGUGUUUCUCUUCUUAUGCUUUUCAGAUCUCCCACACAAGUGAAUAAUUCAUCAGUGAAACCCCUAAGAGAUCGUAUCCAGAAGUCAAUGCAAGAGAAAAAAAUUAAGAUAAAGCAGACUUCAAUCAGAUCCCAGUUUGCAUGUACUUACAAAGAUGAAUGCAUGAUAAGCAAGGACAAAUGGAAUUGCACUAAUUCACUGUCAAAGCCUUUGUGUGCUCUUCUCAUGGAAAAUGACACCUCUGAACGUGUAAAUUCAUCUGUUGGAAAAUCAACAAUUGAAACAAGUUCUGAAAAUGUUCAUCUGGAGAGAAGUAAAAGGAAAAACAGAUCAAGAAAAUCAAGUAGUCAAAUAGGAAAUAAGGACUCAAAAAGGAAGCAGGUGGAUUUGGAUGGUGAAAAUAUUUUGUGUGAUAAUGAACUAUUUCAGACAAAUACUAAGAUACCUAAGACAUCAAAGGGUUCACAAAAUAACUUCGAUGGCAAACAAACUGGAAUUAAAAAAGGCACCAAGUGUGUCACCAAGGACAAAUUGAUUACUGGCCAGGCAAAGUUAACACAGUUUUUCAGACUAUGA